Messenger RNA from Neopelma chrysocephalum (saffron-crested tyrant-manakin), 1460 nucleotides. RefSeq names its product BCL2 related protein A1 (gene BCL2A1). Gene Ontology annotation, molecular function: protein heterodimerization activity; channel activity; protein homodimerization activity. NCBI's taxonomy places the organism in Eukaryota, Metazoa, Chordata, Aves, Passeriformes, Pipridae. The record is from RefSeq and is a predicted model, not a curated record. Gene Ontology annotation, cellular component: mitochondrial outer membrane. The transcript is spliced from 4 exons. Bases 75 to 743 code for a protein of 222 amino acids. Gene Ontology annotation, biological process: release of cytochrome c from mitochondria; negative regulation of apoptotic process; positive regulation of apoptotic process.
UUCAACAGCAAGUUGGAGUAGCAGCUUGCUAUAGUGUAUGUUGGGGACCACUUUGGCUUUACAAUUAUCCCAGAAUGUCUCAGUUGGCUCAGAAGAUGCAAAACCAGCUGCAUCCUCCCAUUCUUCCUGGAGCUUGUCUUCAGUGCAUCUCUGACACACAAAAUAAUUCUAAAUGCUCCACUAAUGAAGAUAUACCUGCUUUUGCCUGUGCUCUGCCACUGUUGACAGUGAAGGAAACAAAACUGGUCUCCUUAGCCCAAGAUUAUCUGCAAUAUGUGCUCCAGGAAUCACACCUCGGACCAGCCCAAACCAGGGUUGCUCAUGUCUUGCGAAGCAUUGCAUCUUCUCUGCAAGAUCAAACAGAGGAGGCCCUCAGACCACUCUUGGACAGGAUUGACAUCACCUCUGUAGCUGUCGCCAAGAGAAUUUUCAAUGGUGUCAUGGAAGAAAAGUUUGCUGAUGGAAAUACUAACUGGGGACGAAUUAUGACCAUAUUCACAUUUGGAGGUCUUCUCACUAAGAAGCUUCAGGAGCACGGAGUUCAGCUGACUGCAGAGGAGAAGGAGCAGAUCUCCUAUUUCAUCACAGAGUACAUCAUAAACCACAAAGCUGAAUGGAUAGAUGCGAAUGGUGGCUGGGAAAAUGGCUUCCUAACAAAGUUUGAAAGAAGAUCACUACUAUCUUUCUCCAAAAUUACAGCCCUGUUCAUAGCUGUUUUCUCCUUGCUCAGAGAGUACUACUGAAAUAAAAGGACCUGCCAUUUAUGUGUAAUCUAGGUAUUGCCACAACCUUCACUUCUCAGCCUUCCUCCAAGACAUAUUAACAAGAAAAUAAUUUCCUUCCAUAAUUUAUUUGUAUUUAUUUUGACUAAAUACAAUGUUUAACAUGCUAUCCUAAUUACCAAACCUGAAGAUGAGAUCCCUCCUAAGAGGAAUCCACACAACGUCAUGCAGCAAUUCAAGUCUACCUUUCCAGGCAGGAUUGAGAUAAUUUUCCACAUCCAGACAGCUCUUGGAAUCUCUCUUGAAUCUCCAUGAAAGGACAUUGUUUUAGCGAAAUACAAUCCAAUGGGUUAAGAAACAAGGUUUUAUGUCAUUUGUUUUGUAAAUGAAAUACUACUGUAAUGCAUUUUAUUGCAAUCCUUGUAUAAGCCAAAGGGGGAGAUUUUUAUGAAGAAAAAAGGAAUGCAAAUUCCAAUAUAAAAGUGGUUAGAAGUUACUGACACAGACUAAGCAAUUUCUACGGGAAGAACUAUUUGUGGAAGCUGGCAACUUAAAAAUGUGCACUCACUUACUGUUACUGCAAUGGUAUGUGUUUCUGUGCUGUAUUUUUUAAUUGCUCAUAGCUACAGUGAAUGUUCUUUCAUAUCUGUGUGAUGUAAUCAUCUUGCUGAACUUUUUUUAAAAAUAGGCAAGUAUAAAAUAUUUUUAAAGUGAGAAAAUUAUGUAAAUACACUAAUA